AUGGCAACUCCAACGCCAGGGGAAAAGUUGGCAGACAAGGCUCCGAAACCCGGCCUGCCGCAGCAGGGACGCACUCCGUCCGUUUUCCCAGCAGCGACCCCGCCAGUAUCGACGCCCUUCUCGUAUGCGCACAUCGCAUUUUCCCCUCGAGGGCCCAAGUCGUCCCCGCAGCAAUUUAAGAAGUCGCCAGCGACGUCGGCAACACUAAUGGGUCACACGAAUGCGCCUCUCAACUUUGACAGCCCCUCAGCAGCAGCAGCUAUGGGUGCGCUUGGCAUCGGAGGCGGGUUGGACCUAGGACUGGACAACGUCAGCGUCAACGGGCUCGGUGGUAUCGGGGGUCUUACUGGCGAGGACGACAGAAUCAAGCGUCUGGAUACGAUCAUCGACAUUAUCGGAAACGCUAAAGGACGCGUCAGCGAAGCUGGCCUCGAACGCCUGUCUCAGCGUACAGGACUUAACAAGAUUUGGGAAGACCACAGAACGCCUGACGGCAAAGUAAAGAAGACAUUAGUGAUUGCUGGCCACGGCCUCCAACUAGACAUCAUCCUCGACAACAAUAUUGUGGAAGGCGUCACGCUUGCGUUUCCCGAGUCCGAGUCACCCAUUGUCGCAAAACACGUCGACAGCGCGGGGCAGAUUUUGCUACGCGACUUGCAGCUUCUGCCAGACCAAAGUCCACUGACGAAGAAGAUGGACGAAUUCGCUGCCAAUCUCGAACGGCUUGCAACACUGGACAAGCUUAGCAUAUUUCCUGGCUUGGACUGCCAAGAAGCAGUUGCGGGCAUCUUUGAGAGCCUGGAAAGGCUAUAUAAUUGGGAGUUGACACGGGUCAAGGAGGACCCGGCCAUGACAGGAAAGCCAGACGUUCUACUGGAGAGGACCGUCCAAUGUUCAAGAAGCGGCCGUCCCGCCAUGCAUGCGCGCGACCAGGUCGGGCUGUCUCUUGAUUACUGGGCCGAACGGCGCCUUGUACCACCCAAGACCCCAGCGACCGAGACGUACUGCGCAAACGCCGAACAGAUUUGGUCCAUCAUAGUCGGAUGCAGACCCUUGGACGGCGAGCUCUACCCCCCUAUCCGAAUUUCCGAGGACUGGAUAUCUCAAAGAAUUGAAAAGACCGACCCUGUGCCCACAGAUCUAUUGGAACCUUCCAAUGGUCCCCUGCUGGACUGGCUGGAACCGGCACCUACGGUCCUCCCACCAGCCUCCGACAACAAGGCAGUUGCAGUGGAAGUCGUCCAGCCAGACGGUACCACGCAGCGAUACCCCAACGUCAAGUUCGUUGCAACACUCAACCCCCCAGUCAUCGUGCCCCAGGCUGUCUGCAAUGCGUUGUACAACCUGAGCGGCGCGCAGCCACCGCCGAUGAUGCUCCCAAGCUACACAUUUGACGGCAUAUCGUUCCCCAUCGUCGACGGACAGAAUCAUGACGCUAGCGAGCUCCGUACGAUAUCCUGCGAGAGGGACGUCUUCGUCUCGGGGGCACCACAGCGACGCAGGCACGAGAAUACGCUCUUCGUGUAUAAGCCUGUGUAUGGACAGACCAUCAGUGAGCUGCCCUUCUCGCAUCCACGCCAGCUGGUCGCCAUGCUUCCCACGCUACGGCAAUACGCUUUCAUUUCACGGCUCCUGGCACGCAGUUUUGGGGCUAACAUCACUGGCUCGGGGCUGGAGAAGCUGGACAAAUCCAUCAUCACACGUGAGGUGAUGACGACAAGUGCCAAGUUCAAGCGUUUCAUGGCUGAUAAAGAGGCAAAACGGGAUUCGGAAGCGGGGAAACCGCUGACUCUGGACGUCGUGCUUUCCGUCCACCCUACGGCUGGUCUCAGUAUCGUGUUCCCGUUCCGAGAUGCGACCGCCAACAUCGAGCUGCAAGUUCUCCCGAACGGGGUAGUCAAUAUUGUCUCACAAAACAUCCUGUCCGACGAGUUGGAUGCUGCGCAGGACAUCACCGAGGGCCCUCGACGAAAGAUGAAGCCACAUGACCUCGGCAGGCUGCUCGAGGUGUUUGAAGAUCUCUGCCAGUGGGCGGAGUGGAUUCGGAAAAACUUGUCCUAG
Messenger RNA from Verticillium nonalfalfae, 2061 nucleotides. RefSeq lists its product as uncharacterized. The coding region runs from base 1 to 2061 and encodes 686 amino acids. Gene Ontology annotation, biological process: regulation of transcription by RNA polymerase II. Gene Ontology annotation, molecular function: transcription coregulator activity. The transcript is spliced from 2 exons. The record is from RefSeq and is a predicted model, not a curated record. Gene Ontology annotation, cellular component: mediator complex. NCBI's taxonomy places the organism in Eukaryota, Fungi, Ascomycota, Sordariomycetes, Glomerellales, Plectosphaerellaceae.